ACUCCUCUGACCACAUCCUUCGCCUUAGCCGCGUCCGCCACGGUUGCUUACUCGAUCGCCGUGCCGUCUUAACUUUGCAAUUAAGCUCUGAUCCUCUUGGUCCAAGUCUCGUCAUUUAUAAACUGGUCGUCUGCCGCUACGCGCAACUCUUCUUUCCCGUCUCAGUACACCCCAACUCGACUCGAUUGUCCAUCAAGCUUAACAAUUUCUGGUGGUUAAUGCUGCCUGAAUUCAACCGACGCGACCUUUUCACCUAUUUCACGCUCGUCCGGAGCAUUCGUUCGGUAAAAUGGCGUUAGGCAAUAAGUUGUUCAAGCAGAAGCCUACCAUUGUCGCCGAUGCACCCCCUCUACCAAAUGCGCCCGAACUCGAAAAGCCCGUUCAAGGGAACGAGGGUUAUGGCGGUCUUCCCCCUGACUACGAUCCGGAAAAAACUGGUCCCAAGGGCAUGAGCAUGAAGAGAAUCGACGGACCUAUCACCAAGUCCAUUAGCCAAGGCAACCUGAGUGAUGACAGUUCUGGCGUGUCUAUCGGCAAGCAAAUGGAGCUGGAAGCUGGAAAUGCCAUCAAGUACAGGACUUGCAGCUGGCCAAAGACUGCAGCACUGUUGUUCUCUGAAUACAUCUGCUUGGCUAUCAUGUCCUUCCCGUACUCCUACGCAACUCUCGGUCUUGUGCCUGGCUUGAUCUUGACCGUGGUUGUUGCAGGACUGGUUCUGUACACCUCUCUGGUUCUCUGGGAAUUCUGUCUGCGCCACCCUGAAGUCAAGGAUGUCUGUGACAUUGGUCAAAUGCUCUUUUGGGGCCAAAGAUGGGCGUGGUGGGCUACUGCCUUCAUGUUCAUCCUGAACAACACUUUCAUCCAAGGCCUGCACUGCUUGACUGGUGCCAAGUAUCUUAACACCAUGACUGGCCACGGCCUUUGCACUAUCGGCUUCAGCGCCAUCGUUGCUGUCGUGUCCUUCUUCGCGUCGCUUCCCCGCACGUUUAACACCCUCGCCAUCUUGGGCACCGCAUCGGCUUUCUUCACCUUCAUCUCAGUCAUCUUGGCCACCAUCUUCUCCGGUAUCGAGGAUCACCCUGCUGGGUACCCCAAGCUUGGAGAGCCUCGCGUACUUGCAAUCCCCGAGGCUGGCACCACCUUUGUCGCUGGAAUGUCUGCUUUCAUGAACAUCAGUUACACAUUCAUCGGACAGAUCACCCUGCCUUCUUUCAUCGCUGAAAUGAAGAACCCUCGCGACUUCCCCAAGGCUUUGUGGGCCGUCACCAUUGCUGAAGUUAUUCUCUUCUCGCUUGUCGGUGCCAUCAUCUACGCCUACACUGGAAACCAGUACUACACUGCACCCGCCUUUGGAUCCCUCAGCAACGAAUUGUACAAGAAGGUCAGCUUCUCGUUCAUGAUCCCAACCAUUAUCUUCUUGGGUGUUUUGUACGCCUCGGUUUCUGCCCGCUUCGUCUUCUUCAGAAUCUUCGCUGGAACCAGACACUUGGGCGAGCACACUGUUGUUGGUUGGGCAACUUGGGCUGCCCUUUUGGCCUGCACUUGGGUUCUGGCAUUCAUCAUUGCUGAAGUCAUUCCCUUCUUCAGUGACUUGCUGUCACUCAUGAGUUCGCUCUUUGACAGUUUCUUCGGGUUCAUCUUCUGGGGUAUGGCAUACCUUCGUAUGCGCAGAGCCGACUACGGACCUGAUUACUACAAGAACAGAGGACUCAGAGGAACUCUUGGAUUCGUCUUCAACAUCAUCCUCAUCUGUAUUGGACUUUUGUUCCUCAGCGGAGGUACAUAUGCCUCUGUUCAGAGUAUUGUUGAUGGCUACAACUCGUCAACUUAUGGCACGGCAUUCUCUUGUGCCGACAAUGGUCUGUAAAAAGAUCUUAAGAAACUAGAUUGUUCAAGUGUUAGAAGGACAACCUUCUGGUACAACGGCCUUGAUGUUCACGAGCAAUGGGUCAUGUUUAUCUUUUAUUCUUUAUCAAAUUGGAUAGUUAUUUCUAAUUGAAACUUCUUAUUACGAA
Molecule: messenger RNA, 2015 nt
Organism: Aureobasidium pullulans EXF-150
Lineage: Eukaryota; Fungi; Ascomycota; Dothideomycetes; Dothideales; Saccotheciaceae
Exons: 3
Coding region: 290-1867 (525 amino acids)
Biological process (GO): amino acid transmembrane transport
Cellular component (GO): vacuolar membrane
Molecular function (GO): amino acid transmembrane transporter activity
Source: RefSeq, a predicted model, not a curated record